ACCAUUUGCUGUUUCCUUCCACUAUGUUAACGUUUGGGCUAUAAAAACCACUUAAUCAAGCAGUCUUGACACGGUAAAAUUUAGUUGGAGCUUUCCAUAUUGAAAGAGUCUGAGAUUCAUUUGCAGAUUCAUAUGAGCAGCACUUUAGCUGUUUGUAAUACAUUAAUCAUGUCAAAAUGUUACUCGGCAAGGUUUAUGGUAGUGCUGUUUACAUGCAUUGUCUCACUUGAUUCUCUAGCAUGGGCAAACCUGCAUACCUACAAAUUUGUUCUUGAAGAGACAAAUAUUACUCGGCUAUGUGAGAAUUAUACCAUAGUCACAGUUAAUGGACAGCUUCCGGGUCCAACUCUGCAUGUCCGAAAUGGGGACACACUUAAUGUUACAGUUUAUAACAAAGCAAAGCACAACGCCACCAUCCACUGGCAUGGAGUGAGACAGAUUCGCACAGCAUGGGCUGAUGGACCUGGGUAUAUUACACAGUGCCCCAUCCAACCAGGGGGGAAAUUUACAUACACCUUCACCAUUAUUGAUCAGGAAGGAACGUUAUGGUGGCAUGCCCAUGUGUCAUGGCUACGUGCAACAGUUCAUGGAGCUAUGGUUAUCUAUCCAAAGAGGGAAAACCCCUAUCCGUUUACCCACCCACAUGCUGAGUUUCCUAUAGUGCUAGGGGAGUGGUGGAAGCGUGAUCCCAUCGAAGUCGAAGAGGAAGCAAAACUGAGUGGAGGUGCACCGAAUGUUUCAGACGCUUUCACCAUAAAUGGACAGCCAGGCGACCUCUAUAACUGCUCAAGCUCAGAAACAACAAAGUUCUCUGUACGGAAGGAAAAAACCUAUCUUCUUCGCAUCGUCAAUGCUGCAGUCAAUAAUCACCUCUUUUUCAGGAUCGCGUCACACAAUCUGACAGUGGUAGCCGUGGAUGCGUCCUACACAAAGCCAUACACAACAGACAUUCUGGUUUUAUCAUCUGGUCAGACUGCAGACGUUCUUCUCACAGCCAAUCAAGCGAAAGCCAAAUAUUAUAUGGCCGCCAAAUUAUACACUACUCAAGGAUUCUAUGAUAACACCACAACAACUGCCAUUCUAAGCUACAGGGGCUCUAAUUCAUCUGCCACUCCAAUCCUUCCAGACCUUCCAGAAUACAACGACACUGCAAUUGUGACCAACUUUAGCCGAGCCUUGCGAAGCUUGGCUUCACAUGAGUAUCCGGUGGACGUUCCCCAAACCAUAGACGACAGUAGCCUGAUAACCGUAGGACUCGGUUUAACUCCUUGUGAAACCAGCGGUAACUGUAGCGGCCCUAACAAUACCAGAGUGAGUGCCAGUAUGAACAAUAUAUCUUUUGUGCUACCAGAUAUCGCCGUUCUGCAAGCCUACUACUUAAACAUAUCAGAUGUUUAUACCACCGACUUUCCUUCCAAUCCACCCAUUGAGUAUAAUUAUAACGGCGAUGUAGACAGAACUCUGUGGGCUCCGAUUUCUGGAACAAGGGUGAAAGUGAUUGAAUAUAAUGCCACAGUUCAGAUUGUGUUCCAGGCAACGAACAUCUUCCAAGCAGACAACCAUCCAAUGCAUAUUCAUGGAUAUGACUUUUAUGUUGUAGGAGAAGGUUUUUCUAAUUAUGAUAAUGAAACAGAUCCGAGCUCUUUUAAUCUGGUCGAUCCGCCUCAACGAAAUACUGUAGGAGUUCCUGUCAAUGGAUGGACUGCUGUCAGAUUCAAAGCUAACAAUCCAGGUGUUUGGUUCGUGCAUUGUCACUUUGAUGAUCAUGUAACAUGGGGGCUGAGCAUGGUGUUUCUAGUGAUGAACGGCCCCACUGAGUCCGAGAGUUUGAAGGCUCCUCCUAAUAACCUCCCGGAAUGCUAGAGCAAAUUAUAGUAUCAGAAAUUUAAUUUUGGUGUUGUUCACCAUAACAUACUAUAGUGUGGAUUUUCUUUAGAGACGAUGUGUUAGGAAAUAAAGCAUUUGUUUGUCCAUCCUUACGAUUUAGUAAGUGAUGUUUGGUAUCAAAGAGAAGGAUAACGUUUGACCAA
Molecule: messenger RNA, 2030 nt
Organism: Cryptomeria japonica (Japanese cedar)
Lineage: Eukaryota; Viridiplantae; Streptophyta; Pinopsida; Cupressales; Cupressaceae
Product: laccase-12-like
Exons: 6
Coding region: 133-1863 (576 amino acids)
Biological process (GO): lignin catabolic process
Cellular component (GO): apoplast
Molecular function (GO): hydroquinone:oxygen oxidoreductase activity; copper ion binding
Source: RefSeq, a predicted model, not a curated record